This is a messenger RNA of Microthlaspi erraticum, 315 nucleotides long. NCBI's taxonomy places the organism in Eukaryota, Viridiplantae, Streptophyta, Magnoliopsida, Brassicales, Brassicaceae. The record is from the annotation of a GenBank genome assembly.
AUGGCAUCAUCUUCCACCAUCCUUUUUCAUUUCGAUGAUGGGUUUGAACAAGCAAUGGAUGAUGAGUUUGAAAGCUGCAUGGAAGAGUGUUUAGUUGAUAUAAAUGAAGUUCUUGAGCCAGAGAAGAGAAGAAAGAAACGAGCGGUCAUGAUCGAAGACGUGAAGAAGGAAACAUCCGCUUGUUCAAUGAUUAUUUCACACAUACCGGAUGGUACGGGGAAGAUGGGUCUGACCGGCUUACAAAAGUGCACGGCCGCCAUUCGUAUGCUCGCAUAUGGCAAUGCAGCUGAUGCAUCGAUGAAUACCUCAGACUAG